AUGGCACCUCCAAGUGAGGAGACACCCCUGAUUUCUCAGCGCUCCUGCAGCCUCUCCUCUUCAGAGGCUGGUGCCCUGCACGUGCUGUUGCCCCCUCGGGGCCCUGGACCCCCACAGUGCCUGUCCUUCUCCUUUGGGGACCACUCAGCUGAAGACCUGUGUAUUUGCGCUGCUAAGGCCAGUGGCAUCCUGCCGGUGUACCACUCCCUCUUUGCUCUGGCUUUGGAAGACCUGUCCUGCUGGUUCCCCCCAAGCCACAUCUUCUCCGUGGAGGACACGGGUACCCAGGUCCUUGUCUACAGGCUCCGCUUUUAUUUUCCCAACUGGUUUGGACUAGAGAAGUGCCACCGAUAUGGGCUACGAAAGGACUUGGCCAGUGCCAUCUUGGAUCUGCCAGUCCUGGAGCACCUCUUUGCUCAGCACCGCCAUGACCUGGUGAGCGGCCGCCUCUCGGUAGGCCUCAGCCUCAAGGAACAGGGUGAGUGCCUCAGCUUGGCUGUUCUGGACCUGGCCCGGAUGGCCCUCGAGCAGGCUCAGCGGCCCGAGGAGUUGCUGAAGACGGUCAGCUACAAGGUCUGCCUGCCCCCUGGCCUGCGCGACCUCAUCCAGAGCCUGAGCUUCGUGACUCGGAGGCGCAUCCGAAGGACGGUGCGCCGGGCCUUGCGACGCGUGGCGGCCUGCCAGGCUGACAGGCACUCGCUCAUGGUCAAGUACAUCAUGGACCUCGAGCGGUUGGAUCCAGACAGGGCCGCCGAGACCUUCCGCGUGGGUCUCCCCGGCGCUGCCGGUGGGCAGGAUACGCCGGGGCUGCUCCGAGUGGCUGGCGGCACUGGCAUCGCCUGGAGCCCAGGAGAACUCGAGGUCCUCCAGCCCUUCUGCGACUUUCCAGAAAUCGUGGAUAUCAGCAUCAAGCAGGCGCCGUGCAUUGGCCCGGCUGCGGAGCAUCGCCUGGUCACCAUCACCAGGACAGACAAUCAGAUCCUGGAGGCCGAGUUCCCGGGGCUUCCCGCAGCGCUGUCCUUCGUGGCGCUCGUGGAUGGCUACUUCCGGCUGACCACGGACUCGCGGCACUACUUCUGCAAGGAGGUGGCGCCGCCGCGGCUGCUGGAGGAGGUGGCUGAGCAGUGCCACGGCCCCAUCACCCUGGAUUUUGCCAUCAACAAACUCAAAACUGGGGGCUCGCUUCCCGGCUCCUACGUCCUCCGCCGCAGUCCCCAGGAUUUCGACAGCUACCUCCUAACUGUUUGUGUCCUGACCCCCCUGGGCCCGGAUUAUAAGGGCUGCCUCAUCCGGUGCGACCCCACAGGAACAUUCUCCCUGGCUGGCCUUGGCCGUCCCCACAGCAGUCUUCGCGAGCUCCUGGCAGCCUGUUGGAACGGUGGGUUGCACGUGGAUGGGGUUGAGCUGUACCUCACCUUCUGUUGCAACCCCAGACCUAAAGAGAAGUCCAAUCUGAUUGUGGUCCGGAGAGGCUGCAACCCACCCACAUCAUCCCCUGUUCAGCCCCAAUUCCAAUGCCAGCUGAGUCAGAUGACGUUUCACAAGAUCCCUGCUGACAGCCUGCAGUGGCAUGAGAACCUAGGUCACGGGUCCUUCACCAAGAUUUAUCGGGGCUGUCACCAUGAGAUUGUGGAUGGGGAGGCCCGAGAGACAGAGGUGCUGCUCAAAGUGAUGGAUGCCAAGCACAAGAAUUGCAUGGAGUCAUUCCUGGAAGCAGCAAGCUUGAUGAGCCAAGUGUCAUACCAGCAUCUCAUAUUGCUCCAUGGCGUGUGCAUGGCUGGAGACAGUAUCAUGGUUCAGGAAUUUGUACGCCUGGGAGCGCUGGACACGUAUCUACGCAAGUGUGGCCACCUAGUGCCAGCCAGCUGGAAGCUACAGGUGAUCAAACAGCUGGCCUAUGCCCUCAACUACCUGGAGGACAAAGGUCUCCGUCAUGGCAACGUCUCAGCCCGGAAGGUGCUCUUGGCUCGUGAGGGGGCUGAUGGGAACCUGCCUUUCAUCAAGCUGAGUGACCCGGGUGUCAGCCCCACUGUGCUGAGCCUGGAGAUGCUCACCGACAGGAUCCCCUGGGUGGCUCCUGAAUGCCUCCAGGAGGCCCGGACGCUUGGCUUGGAGGCUGACAAGUGGGGCUUUGGAGCCACGGUCUGGGAGGUCUUCAGUGGCGUCACCGUGCCCAUCAGUGCCCUGGAACCCGCCAAGAAGCUCCAGUUUUACCAGGAACGGCAGCAGUUGCCUGCCCCCAAGUGGAUGGAGCUGGCCCUGCUGAUCCAACAGUGCAUGGCCUAUGAGCCAGGCCAGAGGCCUUCUUUCCGCGCUGUCAUCCGUGACCUGAACAGCCUCAUCACUUCAGAUUAUGAGCUCCUCUCAGACCCCACACCUGGCACCCUGGCGCCCCGUGAUGGGCUCUGGAAUGGCACCCAGCUCUAUGCGUGCCAGGACCCUACCAUCUUUGAGGAGAGACACCUCAAGUACAUCUCACAGCUGGGCAAGGGCAACUUCGGCAGCGUGGAGCUGUGCCGCUAUGACCCGCUGGGCGACAACACAGGGGCCCUGGUGGCCGUGAAGCAGCUGCAGCACAGCGGGCCAGAACAACAGAGGGACUUCCAGCGGGAGAUCCAGAUCCUCAAAGCCCUCCACAGCGACUUCAUCGUCAGGUACCGGGGUGUCAGCUAUGGCCCAGGCCGCCAGAGCCUGCGGUUGGUCAUGGAAUAUCUGCCCAGCGGCUGCUUGCGCGACUUCCUGCAGCGGCACCGCACCCGCCUUGACGCUGCCCGCCUGCUCCUCUACGCCUCCCAGAUCUGCAAGGGCAUGGAAUACCUGGGCUCCUGCCGCUGCGUGCACCGCGACCUGGCGGCCCGGAACAUCCUGGUGGAAAGCGAGACGCACGUCAAGAUCGCCGACUUCGGCCUCGCCAAGCUGCUGCCUCUCGACAAAGACUACUACGUGGUCCGCGAGCCAGGCCAGAGCCCCAUCUUCUGGUACGCCCCCGAGUCCCUCUCGGACAACAUCUUCUCGCGCCAGUCGGAUGUCUGGAGCUUCGGGGUCGUCCUGUACGAGCUCUUCACCUACAGUGACAAGAACUGCAGCCCCUCAGCCGAGUUCCUGCGGAUGAUGGGGUGUGAGAGAGAUGUUCCAGCCCUAUGCCGCCUCCUGGAGCUGCUGGCCGAGGGCCAGAGGCUGCCCGCACCUCCUGCCUGUCCUAGUGAGGUUCAUGAGCUCAUGAAGCUGUGCUGGGCCCCUAACCCUCAAGACCGGCCAUCCUUCAGUGCCCUGGGUCCCCAGCUGGAUGCACUGUGGAGUGGAACCCGGGGAUAG
Molecule: messenger RNA, 3315 nt
Organism: Rangifer tarandus platyrhynchus (Svalbard reindeer)
Lineage: Eukaryota; Metazoa; Chordata; Mammalia; Artiodactyla; Cervidae
Source: the annotation of a GenBank genome assembly